This is a messenger RNA of Spodoptera frugiperda (fall armyworm), 1250 nucleotides long. RefSeq lists its product as uncharacterized. The coding region runs from base 1 to 945 and encodes 314 amino acids. The transcript has a single exon. The record is from RefSeq and is a predicted model, not a curated record. Lineage: Eukaryota; Metazoa; Arthropoda; Insecta; Lepidoptera; Noctuidae.
AUGAAGUAUCUAGGACUCGUUCUCGACAGUCGGUGGAACUUCGUGGAACACUUCCGACGUUUGGCUCCUAAGUUGGAGCGGACGGGGGCUGCGCUUAAGCGGCUCCUGCCAAACCUCGGGGGGCCAAAUGCCUCCUGCCGGAGGUUGUACGCGGGGAUCGUGCGGUCCAUGGCCCUCUACGGCGCCCCUGUGUGGGCGCCGAACCUGAUGCGGCGGCCAGCUCGGGCGCUGCUCACGUCUCAGAGGGUCAUGGCCAUCCGGGUGAUUCGUGGAUAUCGCACGAUCUCCGGGGAGGCGGCGAACCUCCUUGCCGGAUUACCGCCGUGGGAUUUGGAGGCGAAGGUGCUCGCACGCGUCUUCAGUCUGCGCGCCGACGCGUGUCGCCGGGGCGAAACUCCAUUGCCGCGCCAGAUAAGUGUGUGGCGGGACGAGCUCCGGCGCGAUCUCAUGGCGGAAUGGCAGCAACGACUGUCGCAACCGAGGGCUGGGCUCGCUGUCAUCGCAGCGGUAAGUCCCCUCUUUGAGGAGUGGCUAGAGAGGCGCCACGGCGUCCUCACCUACCGCCUAACGCAGGUGCUUACCGGACAUGGGAGUUUCGGUAGGUUCCUGUUCCUUAUUGGGCGGGAGGAAACGCCCGGGUGUCAUCACUGUGAGGACCGCCCGGAGGACACGGUAGAACAUACGGUGGCGGUGUGCCCUGCGUGGGCUGAGCACCGCCAAGUCCUCAGGGAUGUGGUCGGCGACGGCGACCUCUCGCGCCCGGCACUGGUUCAGGCCAUGGUGCGGAGCGAGAGGGACUGGGAUGCCGUCUCCUCCUUCUGCGAAGCAGUCAUGCUAGCUAAGGAGGAGGCGGGGCGCGUGAGAGAACAAACCUCCUCACGCCCCAGCCGUCGCGAAAGACACUCCGGGCGUAGGGGAUCCCGAGACGAUCUCCGGCCACCGUAAGUGCGGGCCUGCGGACGGCGAGCAAGGGUAGCUCACCGCUCGAACAGAACCAGACCCGUGCGUGCGGCGCGUCGCGUUCCGCGCGCGCCUCAAAGAGCCAUCAGACCACCACAGAUGGGGCCCAAUAGGGCUGAUGCCUGAUCCGGAGCUGCGGACUACCUAGCGGGUUUACCGGGGCUCCGGCUCGAAAAGCAGGAGAAGGAACGGGGUGGUUUUUAGUCAGUAAGAGUCUGACACUCCCUCUCGCCUCGCCCAAGGCGAGAAAAGUCAUUGGAUGAUUUUCCCCCCUCAAAAAAAAAAAAAAA